AUGGCUGAAUUAUGGGGGGUGUAUUAUGGACUGGUGGUGGCAUGGGAGAGACGAGUGGAACGGUUAGAGUUUGAAGUUGAUUUAGAAAUUGUGGUGGGUUUUCUAACGACAGGGAUUAGCGAGGCAAAUCCACUGUCUUCGCUUCAUCUCUCAGAAACAAAACACUUCAUUCUUGCGUUUGAUCUUUUCUCUCUCGAUCCAAUCUUUUUCUUGAGUUUCAUUAUGGUGUACGAAUUGGCUGCAGAUUAUAAUCAAGUCAAAGACGAACUGUUAAACCCAGCAGACGAAGUAAUAAUCUCACUUUUUCUGAAGCGUAUGAUCGUUUACGGAGAUUCAUGGCCUGAGCUCUUCACCCAAGACGUAGACGUGUUCAACAAGAAUCCAAAUGUGGAGUUCAAUGCUGAGAUACCUAUCUUCGUGAUCGUGAAACCACGAACAGAGAGUUGCGGUAAAACCGAUGGAUGUAGAUCUGGUUGCUGGAGAAUCAUGGGUCGUGAUAAACUGAUAAAAUCGGAGGAGACUGGAGAGAUUCUAGGGUUCAAGAAGAUUUACAAGUUCUGCUUAAAGAGGCAACCAGAGGAAUACAAGAGGAGCUGGGUUAUGGAAGAGUAUAGGCUUACCAAUAACUUGAACCGGAAGCAAGAUCAUGUGAUUUGCAAGAUUAGGUUUCUGUUUCGAACCGAGAUCAGUUUCUUGCUAGGCAAGCAUUUCUCGUAUCUCUCUACUAUUCCUGCAAAUCUAUUACUACCAUCUUAUGGAUACUAUGAUUCCGAUAGCCAAGUGGAGGAUGAGUCUUAUCUGUUAACGAUAUCUGAUUCUGACGGAAAUGUUUGGCCUAGCUACGUUACCAAUAACGUCUACCGUUUGCAUCCAUUGACGCUUGUGGAUCCUUCCGAGAAGAUGUUUCGACUUUAUGGAACAUGCAUCUACGCUAACGAGACUUUUCGUACAACCGAUGAAUGCGAUGGUAGUGGUUACUGGAAGAUCCUGCACGGUGAUAAGCUGAUCAAGUCAAAGUCCGGGAAGACCAUUGGUUUCAAGAAGGGUUUUGGGUUUUACCAAAUGGAAGAACUAAGCUAUGUUCGUGAAGGAGAAGAUGUGAAGGUAACUUGGACUAUAAAAGAGUACAGGCUUAAGGAAGAGGAGAAGCAGAAUAAAGUGUUGUGCGUUAUCAAGUUAACUGAAUUGUAG
Camelina sativa (false flax) is the source of this 1191-nucleotide messenger RNA. NCBI's taxonomy places the organism in Eukaryota, Viridiplantae, Streptophyta, Magnoliopsida, Brassicales, Brassicaceae. The record is from RefSeq and is a predicted model, not a curated record.